AUGCUGUGGUCGAGUGGCGGCGGCUGCUCGUGGCUGUCGCUGGCGCUGGGCGGCCCCGGCGCCGCGCCCGCCGCCUGCGCGCUCGUGUACCUCGUGUCCCCACCCCCGCUCCCACACCGCUCCGCCCGACCCUCACGUCACGCACCGCGCCGGCAGUGCGGACGCGCGGCGCUGCCGUCGCUGCCGGGCGUGCUGCGCACGGCGAGCACCACGGCGCUGCCCUUCGCGGCGGGGGCGCUGACCUCGGCGCUGCUGGGCUCGCCCCCCGCGCCUGCCGCGCCGCCGCCGCGCAGCGUGCACGUGGCGGCACUAGCGCUGCUGUAUGCGGAGUGCUGCGAGCGGCUGUGCGACGCGGAGGCCAUUGUACAUCCCAGCCACGUGAUGGUUGCUCUCGCGCUGGAGGCGGGCGGCGUGCUGGCGUCGGCGGCGGGGUGCUCGCUGUACGCGCGCGCGGGGCUGCUGUCGGCGGCGGAGGCGCGGCUGGUGGCGCGCGUGGCGCUGCCGCGGCGGCUGGAGGCGGGCGGCGCGCUGGGCUGCGCGGCGCGGGGGCUGUGUCGGCUGCCCGGCGUGUUCGUGGCGCCGGCGCAGGCGCUGUUGCUGGCGGUGCUAGCACACGACGACUCGGAGCCGCCCUCUCCUCUACAUGACGCGACCGAUGGAUUUCAAUGAAUUCUAUUUUCCAUAA
Messenger RNA from Helicoverpa zea (corn earworm), 685 nucleotides. RefSeq lists its product as uncharacterized. NCBI's taxonomy places the organism in Eukaryota, Metazoa, Arthropoda, Insecta, Lepidoptera, Noctuidae. The record is from RefSeq and is a predicted model, not a curated record. Bases 1 to 669 code for a protein of 222 amino acids. The transcript is spliced from 3 exons.